AAAACAACCAUUUCCUGUGCUCCGAGAGAGACAGUUAGGAAACAAAUUAACAGAAUCCCAUGCCAAAAAUAUAUAUAUCCGUAAAACAAAAACUUCCUAUCAGCUGCUGCCGGCCCCAGCCUCUCUCUCCCUCUGUGACUCACAUCCAUCUCUCUCUCUCACACACUAUUGAGCUCUCGGCUUUCAUCCUCAAGCUGCUGCAAGGAUAUCAGCACUUUUUACUCCUCAAAUUCAAAUUUGAAAUGCUCCUUCCAUAUCUGCAGGCUGCUGCACCUCUGCUCCUUGAGUGACUAUAACCGGCAAGCCCUUGGUUUGUGAGUGGAUAGAAAAGGUCCACAUCUGGAACACAUCAGUCUUGUUGGGGCGUGGGAAGAAGAGAGUCUGAUUUCCACUGUUCCUGGGGGCUCUUAGUUGGUGGGGUCCAGACGGGAAUGCAGUUGCAUCUUCGAGUGGAGGAGGUGGAAGUUGCAUUGCAGGAGUGUGGAUAGAGCAGAUACCGAACAUUGUUGGAUUCUCCCCCUAUUGCAUUUCCCUUUUCAUGGGACUUUUAAGCCAGCUUGGCUGGCAGUGCCAUUCUUGGGGGGCUCUCGCCUCUCAAAAUGAGUGGAGAUGUCCUCUAGCUGCUCCUGACCCUGUGCCGUGCAGCAGGGCUCGCCCUACUUAAGUGAACUUUUUUUUGGUGGUGACAGGCUAUGGGCAUGCAAAAACUAGUGGUGGUUGCUGUGGCGGUGGCACUGGUGUCCCUUAUCCUGAAUAAUGUGGCUGCCUUCACUCCAAACUGGGUAUACCAAACCAUGGACGAAGGACGCAAGCGUACUGUUGGGCUGUGGAAGAUGUGCUUGUCAGGAAGAGGGGUAAGCCCACGGCCCGGACAGGGAGAGGAGAGAGUUUGCCAGUCAGUUGGCUGGGGGUCAGAGCCAUCUGGCUUGCAGGAAUCCCGGAACACAGUCAAGUUGCAGUUUGACAUGAUGAGGGCCUGUAAUCUGAUUGCCACGGUUGCCCUGACUGCCGGACAGCUCAUCUUCCUUAUGGGACUCAUGGAGCUGCCCAUCAUUACCCAGGAUUCCCAGUGGUGGGAAGAAGCCAUCGCUGCUGUAUUUCAACUUGCAAGUUUUGUUCUGGUCAUUGGAUUGGUGACCUUCUACCGCAUUGGCCCCCACACCAAUUUAUCCUGGUCUUGUUACCUAGACAUCGGUGCUUGCCUUCUGGCCACUCUGGCAGCUGCUAUCCUCAUAUGGAACAUACUCCACCGGCGCGAGGACUGCAUGGCUCCCCGUGUUAUUGUCAUCAGCCGUACGCUGACCGCUCGCUUCCGCAGAGGCCUAGACAACGAUUACGUUGAGUCUCCAUGCUAAUGACAGCAAUGAACAGGCAUUGUCUGAUGAUAAUGAUCAUUAAUCCUUGUAACUUUAUCCAAAAAACAUUCAAUGAGCGUGCAAAUGAAUCCAUGAGUGUUACCUGAACAAAUCUGCAUAAUUUUAUUAAAGUGGAUGUAAA
This is a messenger RNA of Rana temporaria (common frog), 1497 nucleotides long. It is a transcript of the gene TMEM204, whose product is annotated as transmembrane protein 204. The record is from RefSeq and is a predicted model, not a curated record. NCBI's taxonomy places the organism in Eukaryota, Metazoa, Chordata, Amphibia, Anura, Ranidae. Bases 693 to 1355 code for a protein of 220 amino acids. The transcript has 3 exons.